AUGCUGCUGCCGACCCCAAUAGACGAGCGACAGAGUCCACUGCGGUCUCCGAUCCGACGAAAGCGACUGCGGAAGCGUCUGCGCCGACGGAAGCUGCGACGUCGAGCGAGACGAACAUGGCACACUUCUCACGCCUCGUGGCCGCCGCACGCCUCGGCCGACUACAUCGUGGAUCACUCGCGCCAGGACAUCGCAGGAAUCAGUGCCGCUCGCUUGGUGGAGCGUCUUGGUGAGCGCAAAGUGAACACGCAGACGCUUCCUCGAGUCAUCUCCAUGCCACUGCCGCCACUGCGUCAAGCCAAACCAAGCGCAGCAUUGGAACCCAAGACGAGGCCGCUGUACCACCAGCCAGCCUGGAUCUCGCCGGAGCUGCACACGUGGCUCGUCCAGUCGGGGCUCUUCGCAACCAAGCCGCGCCACGAGCUGCUGUCGUUGGAGCUCUGA
Molecule: messenger RNA, 444 nt
Organism: Phytophthora sojae
Lineage: Eukaryota; Oomycota; Peronosporomycetes; Peronosporales; Peronosporaceae
Exons: 2
Coding region: 1-444 (147 amino acids)
Source: RefSeq, a predicted model, not a curated record